AUACCACAGUACUUCACAAAACAAGUAUAUAAAGUCUUAAAAUCUUGUUUUUGUAACAUUUGAAAAUGCGUUUCUCAGACUUAGUCUUCGCGUGUGUAUUUUUGUUAAUAAUGGGGAGCUAUGGCUUGGAGUUGGCGAUGGACAGGACACCUCAGCCAAGUCCAAACGGGGAGCAGGUGUUCUGUGGUCAGCUGCGCUGCUCGGCCGACACUGCCGCGAACAAAGACAUACUCACCAUCAUCAGCAUGCUCAUCUCUGACGUCACGGUGCCAGACAAGCCCACGACCUUGGCUACCAUCACGACCUUCCAUGCAGGAAGUCCCGAAAAAACGCGUCCGGAUAUUGAGGUGCACGGGUCCAUCUCGCGGUACCACGCAGACAUCACGGUCGACUUCACCAACCAAUCAGACUGCUUGCAGGGCAGUUUCUCCUGUGAACUGGACUUUGUCAACAUUUCCGGUUUGCCCGACGCGCUUAAGGCGGUGGUGCUGGCAGAAAAUUUGGACAGAAAUUUCACAAACUCUGAACUUCUGAGAGCCAUCUCGGUGGAGAUAUCGAAUCAGAUGGCCAAAAUGGAGACCACAUUACGACGACUUAUCAACGACUUGAGCCUCAAAUUAAACAACGUGAACUCUUCAGUAGCGGAGGUACAAAACAUGGCGGAGAUAAUCAAAGGGGAUCUAACGUUACUUGGAGCCAACUUUCACGAAGGUACGAGUUCAAAUCUCGGCUCUGUCGUGGACUCCGCGGCUCUGAGGAACCUGAGCUUGCAGAUAGAGACGGCAGGAGAAAGUGUGUUGAAUGAGGUCAAGGGACUGCGCGAUGUUCUGACGGCGAAUUCUUCACUUUUGCAAACCAGUUUGAGUUUGAUAAGUCAGGAUGUAAUGACAUUAAAACAAGAUGUCAAUGUCAGUGUCGUCAGUGGCAUUAGUCAGAUGUCACAGAGAUUUCAGGACUUUACCCAGAACUACAACCACAGCAGUUGGUUGUUGGAGUCGAGGCUGGACAACAUCACACUCACGACCUCUUCUGGCUUUCAGUUCGUCAAGUCGUUUUUACUGCCUGACUCGUGUGUCCGUGGUAUGCUGGCACGGGAGUCACGUGUUGUCUUUAAACUAGAUGACCAAAAGUACGCUCUGUGUGACACACAGACAGAUGGUGGGGGCUGGAUCGUUAUACAGCGACGAACGAAAGGAGACACCAACUUCAGUAGAACUUGGGAUGAGUACAGAGAUGGGUUUGGGUCGGUUGAUGGUGACCUGUGGCUAGGGAAUGAGAAGGUUCACCAACUGACGACCAGUAGAAUCUAUGAGCUACGUAUAGACAUGAAUGGCGACCAUAGAACCCACUACGCCUACUACAGCAGGUUUCAACUAGGUGACGAAAGAUCUCACUAUGCUCUGCACCUUACUGGCUUCAAAGGUGACGUCCAGGACAUUUUCACGGAUGACCAAUACAACAACUGGAUCACCGCGCCUUACACAACACCCAAACCGGACGGUUUCUACGACGAUAAAUACGGCAGCGUCGUGUUUUCCACUGCCGACAAUGUGAGCAGUGACCUGAGCUACGACUACCACUGCCUUGACCUGUAUGGUGGGUGGUGGCUAUGGCGGUGUCAAGACUACCCCACCAACCUAAAUGGGGAGUGGGGUGACUCCUCCUCCUUUAAAUGGGGAGAUCUGUUUUACUCGUCCACCCCAACGUUUGUAGAGAUGAAGAUCCGCCUCGUUUAAUUUUCUCCAUCCAAGUGCUUAAACUUAUUAUCUAAUUGCGUUUGAUUCAAAUCAAUAUUAUAUUAUAGUCUUUCCUUGAUUUUUAAUUACAUUUGUUCAUUGAAAAUAUUUUCUUAAACCAAUCAGUACUUCUUAAAAUUAAACACGUAGUUAUUUCAAUCUGUAUAUUUUACAGCCAUAUUCAUCACACUCAUAAUAAAGAAAAAUGAUACUAAAAUAAAGGUACUUUUGACAGACAAUUUAGCGGUUCCCAAGCAUCCAGUAUAAAUGAGCGUAAUUCUAGCAGUUCAUUGUUUACAUUUGUACAGUCGGUUAAUACACGUACUGGCGCGAUGUUGCGACAGUGUAAUGUCAUGAGAUGAGAUGUUAACUUGCAAUCGCUGAAACAUCAAAGAUGCAUUUAAAUUUUUUUUAAAUAAAAGACCCAAAGGAAUUUAAUUUUUUAAAUCUACACGAAUAAAAAAUUAACUUUUCAAUGAUCGUUUUGAGUGAUGGUGUUGAAUCCCGUCUGGCUAUACACCUACCAUUCUGUUUUUUUUUUUAGUUUUCGUCCAUGCCUUUGUAUUGUCAACGCUUUAAAGUAACACUUAUUUAAUAUUGCUACUGAAAACUUUCUUGGAUUCAGCUCAGUGUGCAUGGUUUAAAAGUACGCU
Messenger RNA from Physella acuta, 2389 nucleotides. Its product is annotated as fibroleukin-like. The record is from RefSeq and is a predicted model, not a curated record. NCBI's taxonomy places the organism in Eukaryota, Metazoa, Mollusca, Gastropoda, Physidae.